AUGACCAACAUGGAAGUGUCCGGCAACAAGUCUGCAAGCGCAACACACAACGAGAUCGCAGGUACGAAUGAUAAAACCAAGGCACCUGUACAUCUGUUGCGACUCCUCAAAGAUGCGAACGAUCGUAAUGGAUCGACAGAUUCUGUUCUACAGAAGCUGGGACUUCAUGAUCACACACUCAAUCCUUCCAGUCCAACUUUCGACUUUCAUGAGUGGUCUCGCAUGCUGGUAAAAUUGAGAAGCCAUCUGAACGUACCAACCCCACUGCGUUCCGGAUUCGCUUUCAAGGACUUGACUGUUCACGGGAGUAGCUCUGGUAGUAAGCAGCAAGACACAGUAUGGACACUGCUCACCUUCCCUCUCAAUUUCAGGACUUGGUUUCGUCGAAAGGAGACCAAGCCCAUUCUACUAGGACUGGAUGGUGUGGUUCACAAAGGAGAACUUCUGCUAGUACUCGGCCGUCCUGGUAGUGGCUGUUCAACUUUCCUCAAGACCAUCACAGGUCAGAUGCGAGGUCUUGAAAUGGACCAAUGCUCUAGUCUACAUUAUUCAGGGGUGCCACACGAAAUCAUGGCCAAAGAGUUCCAAGGAGAACUGAUUUACAACGGAGAGGUCGAUGAGAAUCUGCCGUACUUGACGGUUGGACAAACGUUGGAGUUUGCUGCCGCGAUGCGUACUCCAAGAGCUCGGCUCCCGGGGAUCACCCGAAAAGACAGAGUUAAUCAUGUUGUGCAGGUCGUGUUGACUAUCUUUGGUCUUUCACACACUAGGAACACUAUCGUGGGAAAUGAUUAUGUACGGGGAGUCUCUGGUGGUGAAAGAAAGAGGGUCUCAAUUGCAGAAACUGCACUCUCCGAAGCCGCGAUAUCCACUUGGGAUAAUUCUACGAAAGGUCUUGACGCUGAGUCGGCCCUGCAGUUUGUCAGUCGAUUGCGAACUCUUUCUGAUCUGACACAAUCUUCUAAUGCCGCUGCGAUAUAUCAAUCAUCUCAAGCUAUUUUCGAUCUUUUCGACAAGAUCCUCGUCCUAUACAAAGGCAGACAGAUAUUCUUCGGCUCUGCGUCUUCUGCCCCAGCUUACUUCGAACGCAUGGGCUGGUACCGCCACCCGAGACAAACAUCAGGAGACUACCUGACUACAAUUACCGAUCCUGAACAACGAGUAGCAAAGGAGGGCCGCGAGGAUGCUGUACCUCGAACGCCUGAAGAGUUCAGCGAUUACUGGGUCAAUUCUCCGGAAUAUGCUGCGCUUAUGAGCGAAAUUGAUCAGUGUCAGAAAGAUUUCCAUCUUGACCGUGACACCACUCGGAAGCAAUUCCAAGCGACUCGUCAAAGCCUCAAGGCCAAAGGCAUGCUGACUCGAGCUACGCAAACUGUAUCGUUUCCCAUGCAAACGUCUCUAUGCGCCAAAAGAGCAACGCAACAGCUUUGGAAUGAUAAAGGUUCAACUUUGACAACACUUAUCGGCGAGAUUAUUAUUGCACUUGUUGUCGGGUCGAUAUUUUAUGGUACUCCAGAUACAACUGAUGCAUUCUUCGCGUAUGGAUCGGUACUUUUCUUCUCGGUACUUCUCAAUGUCUUGAUGUCUGUCACAGAUAUCCACAACUUGUACAGGGGCCGCUCGGUCAUUACAAAGCAAGUGUCGUAUGCAUUCUAUCGACCGUCAGCCGAUGCCUUGGCCAGCGUUCUGGUAGACAUCCCUGUCAAGUUUGUGGUUGGCGUUUUCUUCAAUGUUAUUCUUUAUUUCCUAGCUGGUCUUGCGUUGACAGCAUCUCAAUUUUUCAUCUUCUUUCUUUUCGUGUUCACAACCACAUUGGCCAUGUCUAUGGUCUUUCGCACUAUUGCUGCUGCAACCGUUACCCUUCCUCAAGCUAUGGCUCUAUCUGGCUUUCUUGUACUUGCUUUAGUCACAUACACCGGCUUUGUUCUACCGAGUCCCUACAUGCACCCUUGGUUCAAGUGGAUCUCGUACAUCAAUCCACUUUCUUACGCAUUUGAGGCAUUGCUGGUCAAUCAGGCCCACGGCACCAAUUAUCCCUGUUCCAACAUCGUUCCCUCCUAUGGAAACUUGCUCGGAGACACUUUCAUUUGUCCAGUUCCUGGAUCAGUGGCUGGGCAGACAUACGUCAAUGGAGACGCCUGGUUCGAGACAAGCUAUGAUUACAGCUACUCCCACUUAUGGCGUAACCUAGGCAUUAUCCUCGGCUUUUUAUUCUUUUUCCUCUUCUUAUAUCUUCUGGUCUCUGACCUCAACGUCAAUAGUUCUGCUGGUGCUGAUAUCAUGGUUUUUCUCGGCAAUCACCAUGCCACAAGAAAAGCUGAUACAAAGCUCAAAGGAAGAGUGGAUGUCGAGCGACCAUUGGUGGUCAAUAACACAUCCCAUGAAAUUUCAGUGAGCGGAGGGACAGUACCACCAGCAAAUCACGCUGUAUUUGCGUGGAGAAAGUUAAACUUUGACGUCAUGAUCAAAGGCGAGCAGAGGCGUCUACUUGACAAUUCAUGUGGUUGGGUAAAGCCUGGCUCGAUGGUCGCCUUAAUGGGAGUAUCAGGUGCCGGCAAAACAACGCUCUUGAAUGCAUUGGCCCAAAGAAUGCCUGCAGGUCAAGUCAGCGGUGAAUUCUUUGUAAAUGGUAGGCCUUUACCACCGUCGUUCAAGAGUGAUGUGGGUUACGUGCAGCAACAAGAUGUCCAUCUUGAAACUUCAACUGUUCGCGAGGCGUUGCAGUUCUCGGCAAUGCUGAGACAACCUCGCGAUGUGCCCGUACGGCAAAAACUCCAAUUUGCUGAAGAGACAAUUCGUCUUCUUGGCAUGGAUGACUUUGCUGAUGCCAUCAUUGGUCUGCCGGGCAAGGGACUUAAUGCUGAGCAACGGAAACGACUUAGCAUUGGGGUCGAGUUAGCCGGGAAACCAUCGCUCUUACUCUUUCUGGAUGAGCCGACUUCAGGCCUUGACAGUCAAUCUUCUGAGGCAAUCCUGUCUUUACUUAGACGGUUAGCAGAAGGUGGAUUAGGCAUCCUAUGCACCAUUCACCAGCCAAGCGCGAUGCUAUUCCAGCGAUUUGAUCGAUUGCUGCUAAUGGCACGUGGCGGUAAGGUCGCAUAUUUUGGUGACAUUGGGAAGGACUCGGAGAUUGUGCUUGGAUACUUUCACUCUCGCAUACCCAGGAAAUGCCAAAAAGCUGAGAAUCCCGCCGAGUACAUACUUGGCAUGUUGGGCAACACGGAGAAUCAAGAGAUUGACUGGCCAGUGUUGUGGAACGAAUCUACACAAGCCACCGCUGUUUUAUCGGAAUUGGAGACUGUUUCUCAGCCUUCAUCAAAGACAUCGCUUCCAGACAGUUCAACCCAGCCUCAUAGGCCCGGAUCCUAUCCCCUCCCAUUGUGGUCUCAACUACCAAUUGUUUGCCGGCGAGUCUUCCAACAAUACUGGCGAUCGACAUCCUACAUUGCAAGUAAAUUCAUGUUGGGUAUCUGUGGAACAUUGUUCAUUGGAUUCUCGUUCUUCCAGCCUGGUCGAUCAAUAUUGGGCACUCAGAACGCCAUCUUUUCCAUUCUCAUGGUCUGUGCAAUGUUUAGUAGCUUGGUGCAGCAGAUCAUGCCCAAGUUUAUUAUGCAGAGGACUAUUUACGAAGUUCGUGAGAAACACUCCAACAUGUAUUCCUGGUUUGUUCUCAUUUUUGCCAACAUUCUUGUGGAGAUACCAUAUCAUAUCAUCCUCGGUGUGACUACCUUUGCGAUAUUCAACUAUACAGUAUUUGGCAUCCGAUCUUCACAAGAUCAAGGUCUAGUCUUGUUGUUCUUUACCUAUUUCUACAUGCUCAUCGGCACUUUUGCAGUCAUGGUCACUGCUCCUCUGCCAGAUGCAACCACAGCUGGCCGUAUCACAACAGUCCUGUUUUCGAUGAUGCUUCUGUUUGCUGGUGUAUUUCAGACUCCGAGCGCGCUUCCUGGGUUCUGGGUGUUCAUGUAUCGUGUUUCCCCAAUGACAUAUCUUGUUGGUGGUAUUGCCGUCUCGGGUCUUGCGGGGAAUCAGGUUGUCUGUUCGCAGUCCGAGCUUGCCAUAUUUCAGCCCCCAACUGGACAGACCUGCGGAUCAUAUAUGCAGGUAUAUCUAGAACAGGGCGCUUCUGGAACCCUGCUCAACCCGGACGCAACUACAAACUGCUCCUAUUGUUCCUUGGUGUCUGCUGAUCAAGUCUUGGCCCGAUCUGAGAUGUACUACAGCGAUCGAUGGAUGGAUUGGGGCCUUGGGUUCGCGUACAUAGCUUUCAAUGUUUUUGCGACGUUCCUGCUUUAUUCGUUGUCGCGUUUGGCAAUUUUCAGCUUGGGGGUAAAGAAGGUUUUACAGCUCUUCAGGCGGGGAAGAACCGAUUAG
Molecule: messenger RNA, 4374 nt
Organism: Fusarium graminearum PH-1
Lineage: Eukaryota; Fungi; Ascomycota; Sordariomycetes; Hypocreales; Nectriaceae
Exons: 4
Coding region: 1-4374 (1457 amino acids)
Biological process (GO): transmembrane transport
Cellular component (GO): membrane
Molecular function (GO): ATP binding; ABC-type transporter activity; ATP hydrolysis activity
Source: RefSeq, a predicted model, not a curated record